Messenger RNA from Musca vetustissima, 1734 nucleotides. RefSeq names its product tRNA-dihydrouridine(47) synthase [NAD(P)(+)]-like (gene Dus3). The record is from RefSeq and is a predicted model, not a curated record. NCBI's taxonomy places the organism in Eukaryota, Metazoa, Arthropoda, Insecta, Diptera, Muscidae. Gene Ontology annotation, molecular function: metal ion binding; flavin adenine dinucleotide binding; tRNA dihydrouridine synthase activity. Gene Ontology annotation, biological process: tRNA processing. The annotation marks the transcript as partial. The transcript is spliced from 5 exons.
AUUGAAGCAACAAAUGAAGGCAGCGGAAACGGUGAUGCAAAUAAAUUCCAAAAGAACAACAAAAAGGAACGUAAGAGGGGACAAAAUAAGAAUCGGCCGGUCUACAAAGAUGAUCGUGCCACACAUUUGUGCAAUACCUUAAUUAAUGGUCCCACCGAUAAGAAAUGUGCCCUGGAAAAUUGUCGUUAUGUCCAUGAUUUGCAACAAUAUUUGGCUGCCAAGGGUGAAGAUUUGGGCGAGAAAUGUGUGAUUUUUGAAACUAAGGGAUUUUGUCCCCGUGGCGUAACUUGUCGUUUUGCAAAAUCUCACUUGGAUGAAGAGGGCAGGAAUAUCAAAGCACCACACUAUGACGAAAAUACACCACCGUCAACAUUCAAUGGUAUUACAUCAGAAUUACAAAUAAAGCUUCGCAAGAGACAAUAUGAUUUUUCAAAAUGCAAGAAGUUCAUCAGACAAGCGGAGUCUAUUCGGGAUAAAAGAAAGGCAGAUAAGCAGCAAGAAAAUGGUAAUGGAAAGGAAGAAAAAGAGGUGGCGGAACCUGAAAAGCAGGAUGUGGAACCAGUAAACGCAAAUGAAGUGAAAAUGGAACUGGAUGAACCAUUGGAAGAAAAUAAACCUUUGGGUUCUUGUGCGGAUGAUGAUACCAAGGGCAGAGAUGCUGUACGUGUACCACCAAUUGAUUUUAAAGAAAAAUUGGUACUAUCUCCCCUAACAACAGUGGGUAAUUUACCAUUUCGCCGCAUUUGCAAGGAGUACGGUGCUGAUAUAACCUGCGGUGAAAUGGCCUGUUGUGUACCCCUGGUCAAGGGUAUGACACAAGAAUGGGCCUUAAGCAAACGCCAUGAGUCAGAAGAUAUUUUCGGUGUUCAACUAUGUGGCAAUAAUCCAAAUAUUAUUGCUCAAGCUGCACAACUAAUGCAAGAGACUGCCAAAGUGGAUUUUAUAGAUUUGAACAUUGGUUGUCCCAUUGAAUUGAUAUAUCAACAGGGUGGUGGUAGUGCCCUAAUGAGACGUACCAACAUUCUGGAGUUAACGGUGAGGUCAUGUUCAGCCCUCAAUCCACAAAUUCCAUUUACCGUGAAAAUGCGUACCGGUAUUUAUGCAGAUAAAAGUGUGGCUCAUGAUUUGGUGCCAUUGGUAGAGGAAUGGGGUGCAGCCGCAGUAACGCUCCAUGGUCGCUCAAGAGAACAACGUUAUACCCGCAAUGCCAAUUGGGAGUAUAUUGAGGAAUGUGCCGCCAAAGCUAAGCAAAUGCCCAUUAUUGGUAAUGGUGAUAUAUUGAACUUUGAAGAUUAUACCGAAAAGAGGAAAAUCGCUCCCCACGUAUCAUCUGUCAUGAUUGGUCGUGGUGCCUUAAUCAAGCCUUGGAUUUUCCAAGAAAUCAAAGAACAAAAACAUUUAGAUCCUACCUCUACCGAACGCUUCGAAAUGAUGCGUAAAUAUGUUAACUAUGGUCUGGAACAUUGGGGUUCCGAUACCAAAGGUGUUGAAAAUACCCGACGUUUCCUAUUGGAAUGGCAAUCGUUUUUGUAUCGUUAUAUACCAUAUGAUUUAAUGUUAAAUCCACCACAAAAAAUCAAUCAACGGCCACAGACAUUUAUGGGUCGUGAUGAAAUGGAAACGUUAAUGAGUUCGGCAAAUUCACAGGAUUGGGUUAAGUUAAGUGAAAUGUUAUUGGGCCGAGUACCAGAAGGUUUUACGUUUGUACCAAAACAUAAAGCCAAUUCGUAUUGA